Messenger RNA from Cantharellus anzutake, 2285 nucleotides. Its product is annotated as amino acid permease. Gene Ontology annotation, molecular function: amino acid transmembrane transporter activity. NCBI's taxonomy places the organism in Eukaryota, Fungi, Basidiomycota, Agaricomycetes, Cantharellales, Hydnaceae. Gene Ontology annotation, cellular component: membrane. The transcript has 6 exons. The record is from RefSeq and is a predicted model, not a curated record. Gene Ontology annotation, biological process: amino acid transmembrane transport. The coding region runs from base 342 to 1967 and encodes 541 amino acids.
UUUGUUUUUGUUUUGUCUGUUAUAGAGAUUGACGAGCGAUAGCCAAGUGUUGGAUAUUCAUAGCACAGACUCUUCGCGCUGGGGUCAAGUCCUUUUCCAGCGUUAGCGGUGCUUCAAUUCUCCUCGGCCUUCCCUGCGCGGCAACCCGAUAGCAACCUAUUAAUUUUCCCCCAGCUUCCCAUUCAGGCUUUUCCGAGUAGCUGGCGUUCAAACCUGAUCAACUAAAUGUUGCAUAAAUAGUAAGUAUUGAAUCACACGGCCCUUAUAAGAAACCCUCAUCGAACUGGGCUUCUGCUUUUCUACAUCCCCCCCUUUCUUUUCCCUUCCUUUCCCUCUUAACAAUGUCCUACGAGCCAAAGGACCCCACACAGGACAAGAUCCCCUCCAGCGGCUAUGCUGCGUAUGGCGAGGAGGCCCUCGCCGACGGUCAGGAACACACCCUCAAGCGUCAACUCAAAUCCCGCCAUAUUGCCAUGAUCAGUAUUGGUGGUGUCAUUGGGACGGGACUCUUCCUUGGAACAGGGACUGCGCUCUCAAACGGUGGGCCUGUAGGUUUGCUCCUCGGUUAUGCAAUCAUGGGGUCCAUUUGUUACUGCGUCAUGAUCUCCUUGGGAGAGAUGGUCGCUUAUCUACCUAUCCCUGGUGGCCACAUCAAACUUGCUGAACGCUUUGUCAAUCCUGCCUUCUCAUUCGCCAUGGGGUGGAAUUACUGGUAUAACUGGGUGAUUGUGUUACCGGCAGAGCUCAGUGCCGCGGCUGUGCUCGUCAACUAUUGGGAAAAGCACAAAGUGAACGACGCCGCUUGGAUUACUAUUUGUCUUGUCGUGGUUAUCAUUAUUAACUUGCUUGGAGCGGGUGCAUAUGGUGAAGCUGAAUUCGUCUUUGCUUCCAUCAAAGUUAUUACCAUCACUGGUUUGAUCAUUCUCGGCAUCAUCCUUGAUCUAGGGGGAGGUCCAAAUCAUGACCGGAUCGGUUUUCGUUACUGGAAACACCCUGGUCCCUUUGCCCAAUAUCACAAAAUCCGUGGAGCCGAAGGUCGCUUUUUAGGGUGGUGGUCCGUGAUGACCCAAGCAGCGUUCUCGUAUAUCGGAACCGAAAUCGUCGCUAUCGCAGCCGGAGAAGCCAAAAACCCUCGUCGUAACAUCCCACGAGCCAUCAAACGGGUUUACAUCCGUAUCCUUCUAUUCUACAUUGGUGGAACUUUUGUGAUCGGAUGGCUCGUUCCUUCCACCGAUAAAAGACUUGGUCUCACAUCGGAUGCCGCUUCGUCCCCCUUCGUCAUUGCCAUUUCGAACGCUGGGAUCAAGGGUUUACCAAGCGUGAUCAAUGCGGCGCUCCUCACGUCCGCUUGGUCAGCUGCUUCUUCCGACUUGUACACCUCUUCGAGAGCUCUGUACGGACUGGCCAUUUCUGGAAAUGCCCCUCGUAUUUUUGCACGAGCAAAUAGACGUGGUCUACCUUACGUCUCCGUCACCUUUUGUGCUUUAUUCUGUGCACUUUCUUACAUGGGUAUCAAGAAAGGGUCGGGUAAAGUCUUUGGUUGGUUCGCGAACAUGACGUCCAUUGCGGGUCUCAUGACUUGGUUCGGUAUCUGUCUCACCUACGUCCGAUUCCACGCUGGUCUCAAAGCCCAGGGAUUCGAUCGUUCCAAAUUACCGUUCACAUCUAGUUUACAGCCUUUUGCAGCAUGGUAUGGGAUUUGUUGGACGUUGCUGGUUUGCUUUUUCUCCGGUUGGAGCGUGUUCUUGAAGGGUAACUGGUCGACGGCUAAUUUUGUUACGAAUUAUCUGCCGUUGGUGCUCUUCCCGUUGAUGUAUUUGAUUGGGAGGUUCGCGGUGUAUCGGGCGCCGAUGGUCACUCCGGAGAAUAUGGAUUUCGUGAGCGGGAUUGCGGAGGUUGAGGCGGAUUCUUAUGAUGAACCACCUCCGGAUAAUAUUUGGGGAAAGUUCUGGGCUUGGUUGAUGUAGAUGAAAGGGGUGGGGGGGUUGAUGGUUAUCCCGUAGGGCUAGUAAGUGACUAUGGGCGGACUUUUGAUUCCUAUUCGAUCGGACUUGCGAAUGUUGCGAUUCGAUAGUGCUCUUAACGCGGUCGUUUCUCUCAAUCGCUUUCUUUGCUCACUUCAACCUGCAAUACAUAUAACUCUUUCUGAGUUUUCUCUUCGGGCUUUAAUUUCCUUACCGUAAUCCCAACGAUGAAUGGGACAUCUUGCAUAUAGUGUGAGCUAGGAGUUGGGCAUCUAGAGCUCUUCAUAUUGAUCAAGUAAUGAGUAUCAAGUGUGAUUUCCG